This is a messenger RNA of Phoenix dactylifera (date palm), 2222 nucleotides long. Its product is annotated as transcription initiation factor TFIID subunit. Lineage: Eukaryota; Viridiplantae; Streptophyta; Magnoliopsida; Arecales; Arecaceae. Gene Ontology annotation, molecular function: protein heterodimerization activity. The record is from RefSeq and is a predicted model, not a curated record.
CAUAAGUUUUAAUGUUUGUCAUAACUCGCAACCUCUCUUCUUGCUCCGACGGCCCACAAAUCCUGAAUCUGAUGUGAGGUAAUAAGCUCCCUUGUCUCUCUUGUUCUUCUCACCCGAGCCUGCCUUGGAUCCAGCGAUGGCGGUGUUGCUGGGGGAGGACGGGCUGGGCUACGAGCUCGCGCGGAGGAUGGAGCAGUGCGGGGCGUGGCGGGCGUGGCUCGGCGACGCCGCGUACGCCGCCUUCGCCCACUUCCUCACCUCCCCCGCCGCAUGGGAGGCCUUCCUGACCGCUUCCCCCGCCGCCUCCAAAGCCCACCUCCAUCUCCAGCUCCGAGCCCGCGCACUCCUCUAUGACAAGGCCUCCAUCGCUCUCUUCCUCCGCCCCUCCUCCUCCGGUGGCUUCUCUAUUUCCAACCUCAACCCCAGCUAUCUGCAGUUGCAUGGGGAUGAUAUUUAUUACUCAUUGGAAGAUGAUCAGCAAGAUGGAGUUCAACAUCUAGCACAAACUAGAUCAGGAUCAAGAUACAGUGAUCCUGAGAAUCCAAAUUCCUCCCAGAGGCGUAGGCAUGAAGAGUGGUCUGAUUCAUGGUAUAACCAAUUUAGUGAAAGGCAUAGAUUAAGACAUCACAGAUUCCCAUAUGGCGAAAAGGAGUCACACAGACGAACAUCUGAGGGAAUGUCUGCAUAUGUCAAGCUUCGUGAUUUACAUAAAAGAAAGAGGAAAGCAUUUAAGGAGGACAACUAUGUUGGUGCUGGUGAUCCUCUCUUGGAGAAUGGGUCGUCCGUACAUUCCAAAAUUGUUUCAGAUGUAAUUAAUUCAACUGAUGAAGAAAUUACAUUCUUCCCAGAAAUGAUGUUUCCAUCUAACUGUGUACCUGAUACUGCACUCCUACUGACAAAUGGAACGAAGGAGAAUCAGAAAGUAGAAGUUUAUGGGGUUCUUGAUAAUUUGCCUGCUGUAGUAAGCCGGAAUCCAGCAAUGAUAGAAAGGUUUGGCAUAAUACCCGAGUAUCAUAAGAUGGGAAGCAAAUAUAGAGGAAAAGAUGGAUCUGGAGGGGUGAGGAAGCCUCUUGGUCAAGAGCAAGCAUCCCAGAUGACUCACAAGGCAGUGGCUCGUUUGUUGGAAAGUAUGGGUUUUGAAGGUGGGACUGAAGUCUCAAUGGAAGUCCUCUCAGAAAUUUUUAGUAGUCAUAUCUGUAAAUUAGGCCGCAUCUUGAAGCUUCUUAGUGAUAGCUACAAAAAGCAAUUCUCAUCGAUUGAUCUCAUUAAGAUGUUUCUGCAAACUGCAGGAUCCAGUAAUUUUGAGACCUUAAUAGAAACUAUGAAGGAUGGUAACAAGGGCUUCACCCACCAAACACAACAACACGUUCGUGCACUCCAGCCACAACAUCAGAAUCCUCUCCUGCAGUCUCAACAACAGAUCCAAAGACAAUUGCAUCCCCAAAUGAAUAUGCUUCACCCCCAGAUAUUUCAGCAGCAGCAGCAGCAGCAGCAGCAAUGGGAUAGAUUACGCCAACGCCAAAUAUCCACUCCUCGUGGUUCUGUAAUGAUUAUGGACAAAGAUCAGCCAAUGGUAGAUGUCAAGAUUGAAAACAUGUUGGAAUCGUCAAUAGACAACCCAUUCAGCACACUCAAUAAACAUCAACUGCAGUUAAGACACCAGCAGGCGAUGGCUAAUCACCUUCUUCAAUCAGGCCAGCAGUUCAAACAACUACCGUCUGUCCAAAUUCCUCAGCUUCAAGCACAGAAUGCUUAUAACAUGAGAACACCACCAGUAAAAGUAGAAGCCUUCAAUGAAUUGAUGGGUGGGGAUUCAACAUUAAAGCAUGAGCCGGAGCAUAAUAAACUGACUUCUCCCCCUAAAUAGAGUUUCAUACUUCCCUGGACCAAUGUACAGAUGUUAGGUGGUUAUGUUAGGGAUUUAUGGCAUAUUUUUGUUUGUUUAUGUUUAUGAUCAGUAUGAAAUUCUUCAUUCAUGGUUCAUUAGUGUUAACAUGUGCUGCCAGCGUGAGGAUAUUUCAGCAUCUUUAUUAGCAGUCUUUGUAGAUGCAUGCAUCAGGGCAUGCUUGCACGUACGAUCUUUUCUUGACAUCUAUGUACGUGUUAUGUUAUGGAGCGAAAACAGAGACUGUUAUCUGAUGUUUCAGAGCAGUUAAAAAAAUUAGUAUGACAUCAUUUCCAUGCAACUAGCUCUGGCUUAGCAAAAAUAAAAAGGGUAUACA